Molecule: messenger RNA, 1062 nt
Organism: Salvia hispanica
Lineage: Eukaryota; Viridiplantae; Streptophyta; Magnoliopsida; Lamiales; Lamiaceae
Source: RefSeq, a predicted model, not a curated record
AUGGCGAUUUUCGGGCCACAAACAUCCAUUCAAGCAGAUUUUGUGAAAGACAUUGGUGACAAAGUGAAAGUCCCAAUAAUCUCACCAGCAACGAGUCCGUCUCUUUCGCCUCGAGAAUCUCCCUACUUCAUCAGAUCAUCAUGGAGUUCUGCUUCUCAAGGCAAAGCAAUUGCAGCAAUUGUCAAGAAUUUUGGUUGGAGGGAAGUUGUCUUAGUGAUGAUUGGAUUAUUGCCAUUUCUAAGUGAUGAUUUGUUACAAAGCAAUGCUCUUGUCUCAAACAUGACAUCAAUCUCCCCUUCUGCUGAGAAUGAUGACAUUCUUGAAAGACUGUUCGAGCUGAAGAAGAUGCAAAAAAGGGCGUUUGUCGUCCACAUGCUCCCACCUGUCGCGUCGCGUUUCUUCAAGAUGGUGUGGAGAGUUGGGAUGAUGGAGGAAGGGUAUGCUUGGAUCACUGCAGACGCACUAACUAGUUUAGUGGACUCUUUGGAUCUAGAGAUUAUUGAGGCCAUGCAAGGCGUGGUUGGCGUGAAGGCCUAUUCCCCGAGGUCUAGUGAAGUUCAGAACUUCACUAGGCGGUGGAGGAAGAGGCUUCGCCAGGACAAUCCGGGGCUUGGAAGAUCAGAACUGAAUGCUUUUGUUUUGUGGGCUUAUGACAGCAUAGCGGCUCUAGUAGAAUCUGUGGAGCGUGUAGGCGUGGAUGCAUCUCCGAGAUUCAAGAAAUCGGCUCUUGGAACAGAUUUGGAAGCAAUUGGAAUCUCAAGUAGUGGUCCAAGACUUGCUCCUUUGCUCAGAAACUUCAGUUUCAAAGGGUUGACUGGGGAUUUCAUGAUCAAGAAUGGUGAAUUGCAGGCUUCUGUGUUUGAGAUCAUGAAUGUAGUAGGCAAGGGAGAAAACACUGUGGGAUUCCGGAGGAAAAGCCAAGGGAUUUCCAAGAGACUGAAGAAGGGAUUUAGAAUUGGAAUUAGAGAAAAGUUUUUCAAUAUUUGGGGGAAAAAAGCUCACAAGAUUUGUGAAGCUGGACCCUUGAGGGAAAAUGGCAAAAGGGUUGUGAUAUUUAUAUGA